CUAUUCGGAAAUCGCGCGCGUCAUCACGUAUUAUGAAUGGAAGAAAUGCAUUGUUCUCGUCCGGAGGUGAUUACAUUGUCAAUGGUUAGACUGGAAGAUCCUUCUGUCCAUUUAACGUCGAGCCCAAUGCAUGAAGUAUAAUAAUAAUUAAUUAACGCUCCAAUUUUACUCCACCAAAUACACGCACUAGCGAUGACUAACUAGCUACAUCCCCAUGGCUUGGAUGUUCGUACAAUUAGUAACCUUUUUGACAUAAAUAUGAAAGAACGAGUCCAUGACUCCACUCCCCACUGAAUAGGUUGGAGUCCAUUCGUACGGACAAACGCAAAACACUCUCCCAUGCAUGGCCUCCGUUUGACUGACGGCGGCGCCACCAGCACCAGCACCAUCACCACCACCACCACCACCACUAUUAUUAUAUCAUCAGCAUCGAUCAUCCUCAAUUCCUCCUUCCGCCAUGCACGGGUCUUAGAAAAAGUCUCCCCGUCUCUCUCUUAUCUCUAUCCCUCUCUCUCUUGCAACUUCUCUCCGGCCACUUGUCUCCCCAACUAAAAACUAGGACUAUCACCACUCUUAACCAUACAACCUUUCAACUACUUUCACUACAAAGAACGAACUCCAGCUCAUUUUAUCUAAUUUCUCACCAAGUUUUCCCUUCCUUUUCCUUUCCCCCCAUCUCUCUCUUCCUUCGGUUUUUCGGGUUUUCUCUUUCUUCUUCCUCCUCCUCUUGUUCUUUUGAUAUAUAGAUAGCUUUAUUUAUACAUAGAUAUAUAAGAUCGAUCAUGGCCUUGAUCAUGGACCAGCAGCAAUCAAACUUCAAGCACUUCUGCAAGAUCUGCAAGAAGGGUUUCAUGUGCGGGCGUGCCCUCGGGGGCCACAUGAGGGCGCACGGGAUCGGGGACGAGGGGGGCCACCUCGAUGAUGAGGACCCCGCCAGCGACUGGGAGGAUAAGCACGGCGAACCCAUUCCUCCGGGGAACAAGCGCAUGUACGCACUGCGCACCAACCCUAACCGCCUCAAGAGCUGCCGGGUGUGCGAGAAUUGCGGCAAGGAGUUCUCCUCGUGGAAGUCCUUCCUUGAGCACGGGAAAUGCACCUCCGAGGAUGUGGAGUCUCUCGUGUCCUCCCAUGAUUCGGAGGACGAGGAUGGCAUGGGACGCAGAGGAUGCGGGUGGUCCAAGCGGAAACGGUCUCUGAGGAUCAAGAUCGAUAGCGGGAACUCGAACUGCCCCUCGAGCGAGGAAGAAGACCUUGCGAAUUGCCUGAUGAUGCUCUCGAAUGCGAAGGUCGACGCCUCAAUGGCAGAGCCUGAGGAGUCUUGUGCUUCGGCGAGCAAGGAUGAGGAAAGGAGGAAACCAAUUAAUUUCGUGUCUCCUUUCACGUACAGGGUGCCGAGUAACAAUAAUCUGGACAAGGCCAAAGGUGUAGCUGCUAGAGGCUUGUUCGAGUGCAAAGCAUGCAAGAAAGUGUUCAAUUCUCACCAAGCAUUAGGCGGUCAUAGGGCUAGCCACAAGAAGGUAAAAGGGUGUUUCGCGGCGAGGCUCGACACCGUGGACGACUACAUUCCUGAUGAUGACGUCAUCACGCACGAGGAGUUCUUCCCGACAAAGUCGACAUCUAGCCUACCCUUCGAUCAUGGACCAAACUCCCUUGUUCCCUCGACUUCGAAGAGAAAAUCAAAGGUCCACGAGUGCUCCAUUUGCCACCGGGUUUUCUCGUCGGGCCAGGCGCUGGGUGGGCACAAAAGGUGCCACUGGAUCACCUCCAAUUCGCCCGACACGAGCUCCCUCGCAAAGUUGCAGCAGUUCCAUGAUCAUCUAGAGCAGAUACAACAGAGACCAAAGUUCAUAGAGGCGGACCGGCUAGCCCUCAAGCUCGACCUGAACCUACCAGCACCUUCGGAUGAGCUCGCUGGAGCUCGGCGAGGUGCAGUGGCCACUGGCUUCGAGCGCUCCACGGAGAUCUACUUACAGUCAUGGUUAGGGCUCGACAGGAAGGAAAGGGAAGUUAUGCAGAGUCACCACCACCACCCCCACCCCGAAGUAAACAACAACGAGAAAGAGUGUGGAAGCAACAAAAAUGAUGACACAGUCCACAACAACAACAACAACAAUAAUAAUAAUAAUAAUGAGAAUACAGAGAGUAACGUAGAUGAUGAAGGUGACAGUAAGGCGAAGUUAGCAAAGUUAAGUGAAUUGAAGGACAUGAACAUAAGUGGAGGUGGUUCUUCUUCUUCGUGGUUGCAGGUGGGGAUCGGUUCGACGACAACAACUGAUCAUCAUCGUCAACAACACGAACGCUCAUCAAAGUGAGGAUUGAUCUUCUGACGGCAUGUGUUUGUUUCAAUUUAUAUAUACAAUUCUUUUCUUUUCUUUUUGUGUAAUUAAACACCAUAAAUUGAUCAAGCAUAUAAAUUUUUUUGAUCUCCAAAAGAGAUGAUCAUAUAUACUCACAGGAUUCAAAUUUUUACU
Messenger RNA from Punica granatum (pomegranate), 2471 nucleotides. The record is from RefSeq and is a predicted model, not a curated record. Lineage: Eukaryota; Viridiplantae; Streptophyta; Magnoliopsida; Myrtales; Lythraceae.